GGAGGGGGCGGGAGUCAAAGGCAAGUGAAGGUGGAAGGCGAUCCGGGGUUGGAUCCAGACGCAGCAGCCUUGGAAGAGACGCACCGAGGAGGAAGAAGAGGAGGAGGAGGAAGGCCACGGAUUAAGGGUGCCAUGACGGAACUUCAGGAAGUGCAGAUCACGGAGGGGAAGCCACUUCUGCAAUCCCCAGGAGCACCUGAUCCAGGCAAGGAUGCUGAACUGAUAACAGCCAAACUUCUGCAGGAACACGGCCAGAAACAUACAGUGGAGACUCCAUAUGGCAUUGUGACAAUCACCAUCCAUGGAACACCCAAACCCAAGCGUCCUGCCAUCCUCACCUACCAUGAUGUGGGACAAAACCAUCAUUCGUGCUUCGACACCCUUUUCCACUUUGAGGACAUGCAAGAGAUCAUAAAGAACUUCGUGGUGAUACAUGUGGACGCGCCCGGCAUGGAGGAGGGUGCCCCGGCCUUCCCUCUGGGGUAUCAGUAUCCUUCUCUGGACCAGUUGGCUGACAUGAUCCCCUGCAUUCUGCAAUAUGUCAACUUCACCAGCAUCAUUGGAAUUGGAGUCGGAGCUGGAGCUUACAUUCUGGCACGCUAUAGCCUCUCUCAUGCAAACACUGUGGAGGGUUUAGUUUUGAUCAACAUCGACCCCAAUGCCAAGGGUUGGAUGGACUGGGCUGCCCACAAGCUGACUGGCCUCACAUCUUCCAACUCUGAGAUGAUUCUGCAACAUCUCUUUAGCCAGGAGGAACUGUCCAAGAACACUGAACUUGUGCAGCAGCAGCGGGAUACUUUGAGUCAUGCAACCAAUUUGCCAAACAUCCAACUCUACUGGAGCAGUUACAACAGCCGCAGAGACCUGGCCUUGGAGCGAGGAGGAGACCACAGCUUCAAGUGUCCUGUGAUGUUGGUGGUUGGAGACCAAGCCCCUCAUGAAGAUGCAGCGGUGGAGUGUAAUUCCAAAUUGGAUCCCACCCAGACUUCUUUCCUCAAGAUGGCAGAUUCAGGAGGCCAGCCACAGCUGACCCAGCCUGGUAAACUGACUGAGGCUUUCAAGUACUUUGUGCAAGGCAUGGGAUACAUCCCUCAUGUACUGGACAAGAAACUGAGUCAGGGUGGCUUCAUCCUGCAUGACCCGCCUGUCUCGCUCACGCACCGCCUCUCUGUCCAGUGCCGCCUCGGGGGACGGGAACCGCUCCCGCUCGCGCACCCUGUCCCAGAGCAGCGAGGCAGGGGCACCUCAGCCACCUGCCCCCACCAUGGAGGUGUCCUGCUGAGCGCUGGGCCAGGGGACGAGACCGCCUCCCACCUCUGAACAGGACUUCUGCUAUCCCACAAUGCACUCCGGCCACUGGGCCAUGUGAUGAUCUCCCCUAACGGUACUAAACAUCCAGGGAGGCCCAGAUGGGAUGCAAUUUUACUCUUUUUAAAACAAACAUUAACUCCCCCCUACCCUGACCCAACCUUCUCACCCAACACAUACACACCUCCUUCGCCAACCCCGUCCGCUUCUCUCCCAUAACCUAAAACUAGUGUCAGCCUCCAGAUUCUUUAGGGACCCUCAGCACCUAGAGAGGUAUGGGUGGAGUACUAUAAAUUGUCUAAACUGUUAGACCCUCAAGCACUUAUUUUGAAUUUCUCUUCUGUCCCUUUUGCACACUUAAGUUUUUCUUAACAAGAGAGGUCUGGAUUAUCGUUGGGUUUUGUUUUCUGUCUAAAUCAUAACUAACCAUUGUUCCUCCCUCUUAAAUUCUGAGCAGCCUGGAGUUCUUGGAGUAGCCUGGAUGUGCAUUUGGAUUGCCUUGCUAGCUCUCUUUGUCCCCCUCUGGAGUGUACAUAGCCAAAAGCAGAACCUCACAAGAGAGACGCACAAGCCCCUAUAAGGACUUGCAUUGCUACUGUCAUGCUGACAUAGUGCUCCUGAAAUGAGAGGAGUUGUUCUCCCCACCACCACCACGAUUCAUUUGUACCCUCAUGCCCAUUGUAUCUGGUUUGGUCUCAUUUCCCAGUUCUCCCAUCAAUCAGUAUGCGCUAGAAGGUUCUAGUUGCUUCUCAGGGUUAAGACAAACUCUGUUCCACUCUUACUUUGAAAGACACUGACCCUCCAUUUUACCUUAUCUGGCAUUGCUUUUCUUUUAUAUCCUCUCCACGUCCAUGCAUAUAUCCCUCCGUAACCAAGGGCUGCAUUUCUCUUUCCUCCUCCCUGCCCCUAGUAAAACUAAUCCUUUGUAGAUGGUAGCUGCUUUGUGGUGUGCAUGUACAGUUCCUGCUAUGACAGCGAGUGAUUUGGGUGAUUAGGGGCAUUUGGGAGGCUGGGUGAGGGUGAAACUGGGGGUGGGGGUCGGGGAGGGUGGGAUAAUUCCUCUUGGAGGUUUCAGGGGAAUACCAGGGUGGGAGAAAGGCCGGGGGCUUGAGACGGAUCAUCCUGUUGCAACUGUGCCAGCACAGCACGCGACAGUCUAUAUGAUUAUAUUCUGGCUUUGUAUAAUGAGAUGUGUGGAGGAGACUCUGACCGUCAUCAGCUGUGAAUUUCUUUUUGCAACAAGCGCUGACUGUAACAGGUUCCAGCUUCUUGCUUUGAGCAGGACUCUUGUGGUGCUGUGGAGGGUGAACUUUGUGUCAGCUUCUACUGUAAACGGGAUUCCAACUGUAUCAGUUCUCUGAAUGUUACUGGCUGUAUUAAAAAAAAACCUAAAUGUUUAGAUAGUGUUUGCCAUGUUGAUCUCAAAAGAUCAAGGAAUUCAAAAUAAGGUAAAAUGUUUUCUUUGGACCAGCUGUAAGUGAAGGUAUUCUGUAUGUAAGCUUUGGAGUGACACGCAAUGCUUUCUUAAGAUGUAAAGGGUUCUAUGGAAUCUAAAAGAUGAUGGUCCAUUUAGAAAGUCACCUUACUUACUUGUUAAUGCUGAAUAGGCACUGGGGACUAAUGGCUCAGCUGCCUGUAUAGAGAGGCAUUGUUUGAAAUGGAAUUUUAACUCCUGAAUAUCAUGGGAUCCUGUUGUAUAUGGAAUGUGUGAGCUCUGUUUUAUUCUCCCCAGAGCACUUGAUGGUGAAUCCCAACUCUUUAACAAUAAAGUCUCUAGAGAGGAA
Messenger RNA from Sceloporus undulatus (fence lizard), 3092 nucleotides. It is a transcript of the gene NDRG2, whose product is annotated as NDRG family member 2. Gene Ontology annotation, cellular component: cytoplasm. Gene Ontology annotation, biological process: signal transduction. The transcript is spliced from 17 exons. Lineage: Eukaryota; Metazoa; Chordata; Lepidosauria; Squamata; Phrynosomatidae. The record is from RefSeq and is a predicted model, not a curated record. The coding region runs from base 133 to 1320 and encodes 395 amino acids.